This is a messenger RNA of Caenorhabditis elegans, 1252 nucleotides long. It is a transcript of the gene C32A9.1, whose product is annotated as Insulin/EGF-Receptor L Domain protein. The record is from RefSeq and is marked reviewed. Bases 1 to 882 code for a protein of 293 amino acids. Lineage: Eukaryota; Metazoa; Nematoda; Chromadorea; Rhabditida; Rhabditidae. The transcript is spliced from 7 exons.
AUGUUUAAAUUGGAAAGGAUAAUACAGAUCAUUUUCUUUUUGAUGUGGAACCUUUGUUAUGUCACAGCGUCAUUUUCUGAUUUUAUAAACUUAUUAAAAAUAGUGGAUGCUGAACAAGAAAUGCUUAUUGACGAAAUUCGGAUAGACUGUGUUCAAAGCAUAUCUAAACCGGGUGUCUACACGUUCAAAUCCGAUCCAAGGUUACCAUUUUCCAAAUGUGACAUAACAUUAGAGGUACCUGAUGAGACAAUAGCCUACGUGAGGCCUUCUGAAAGGACAUGUGAGACCACAUCUAGCACAAAUAUCUCAAACAUGUGUGAUAGACCUAUGCAGGAAGAGCAGCUGUAUAGUGGCCAUCAUCAUUUCCUCUUUGAUGCCUCUGAAUCAGUGACCAUCCAUGUACAAAUCACACCGAUUUUUAGACUUGGUUGCGCAGAGUGGGCAAAAAAUGUGUACAGCCUUUCGGGCCACACAAUUAUUCUUGAGAACAAUCUCGGAAGCAAAUACUGUAUGGUACAAAUGCCUGCCUCUCUAGAAAUUACGUGGAUAAACUAUGAAACAACGAAUCGAAAAAAACCGUGUUGCCCAGAUGUUUUCGUGGCGUCCACGGAUUUUGCGGAAAAUCCAGUGGGCUACAGUGAUUCAUUCAACGCCUGUGAAAUGCGUGCGAAUCAAGAGACAUACAUUACACGGUGCGAGAUGACGUAUAUUUACUUCAGACAGUCAGCUAAGCACGAUAAACUCAUUUUUCGGAUCAAACCAAGACACAAGAAACAUAUUGAUGAAUGUAUACCAGUGCCAGAAGAACUGGAGCCAAGCAACUUCACAUGCAUCAAAAAGCCAAAGCCAGCUCGAAACCGGUCCAAACUCACAUUUUUAUAAAUUUUCAUAGCCAUGUUAGUAACCUACAAUAAUAGAACAAUGGGUAAUAAUAAGCUGUCAUAUCUGUUAACACUUUGUCAUUCCUGUAUAACUGAUCUCAAUGUGCCUUUUUCUGUGAUUUCUUAUUUUACGGUCAUUAUAGUCUAUAGAAUUUUAUUAAAUUGCACCGUUACUUGCCAAAUAUGUUAUUUUGAAUUUGAAGACUGAUUCCAGUUUGGAAUCUAUUCCCGUAUCAGCUUGUUCUGAUUUUUUGUUAUAUUAAUUUUUGCUUUAAUGGGUACUUUUUCUCUUGGAGACAUAAUACGAUAUCUCAUAAUAUUGUUCAAUGAAAUCUCAAACAUAUUAUCUACUGAUAAUGAAUUUGCAUGAU